This is a messenger RNA of Amphibalanus amphitrite, 1931 nucleotides long. RefSeq lists its product as uncharacterized. The transcript has 4 exons. The coding region runs from base 640 to 1041 and encodes 133 amino acids. Lineage: Eukaryota; Metazoa; Arthropoda; Thecostraca; Balanomorpha; Balanidae. The record is from RefSeq and is a predicted model, not a curated record.
ACAGCGGGUGGGCCGAAGAGGCGCCCAUUGUUUGCCCGAUUCCUGGAACGUCCCGUCUCUGUUUGUUUAUAAUGAGCACUGCUAGUCGGUUGCAGACAGCGGGCCCCUAAACUGCGAGUCAUCGGUGAAUAAUUUUGCAGCCUACUGUUUACAGUCGCUGCUUACCAUCGUAGCUGAGUUCGCCCUUCUGGUUAAAUGAUGUCUUGCAAUCGUCACCAUUAACUCGGUGGCACCCCGGUUCGGAGUAUCUGCUGCAUCCUCUUUCGUCUCUCUGGAUAUCACACGUUUGGUCGGUAUGCAAUGUCCUAAUGACUUCCUGUGAAUCCCAGGUGACGGUCUCGGUCCUGCAUCCCCUGGCUGGCCUGCUCCGCCGCGAGGUAACACCCCGUCCAUGGGCGCUGUCUCCGGAGGCUGCAGCGCCGGGCCCGGCACGCGCCGCCGCCCGUGCCGGUCGGCCCGGGGGCGGAGUCUCGGCGCCGCCACCCGCCACCCGCCGGCCGCCGGACUGCAGACAGUGGCGGCGACGGCGGCCCGGACGUCGGACAUACAGUGCUCCUCGCUCGUGGCUGAGGCACCGCGACACACAUCGACACGGAACGAAAGGGAACGCGCCGGCGCGCGACGGGUCACUGCUCGACAAUGGUCGCGUCGCAAGCGGCGGUGCUGCUAACUCUUGUCGCCUGCCUGACCUGCCGUCUGGCUGCGCUGCCUCAGGGCCACAAAAUCGUCAGAGACGACUACGCCUACAGCCGUCAGUACAUGUACGGCCGACGGGACCACGGUGCCAUGCAGAUGCACGGGACGGACAAGCGCGGCCAGGCGCCCUGGAGGGCCGGCGUCAAGCGCGGCUUCUACGGCAUGUACGACCACUAUAUGAUCGGUCGCGUCCAACCUCUGGAGAAGGGAGACGCGGCACCAGGCCAGCCGCAGGCCGCCGAGGUCAAAGGAUUUCCGAUCGGCGUGGCGUCUGAUGGAGCCGCCAGCCGAGUCAGCCGGCCGGUCCUUCUGCUCCUGGUGCUGCCGCUGCUGGCGAUGGUGUGACGUCAUAAACCCGAGAGAGACCGUUCAGUGACGUCAUUGGUGCAGUGACCGAUCAGUGAUGGAACAGUGGGCCAGUGGCUGAGACAUUCAGGAACUGUCCAAGACUCUGUGUUGAGUGUAGAAGAAGGAAGGGCAGUAGCUGUGCCCGUCUAUGCUGAUUUUCUAUGGCUGGCUUAUUAUCUGGCACCUCUUAUUUUUGACGAUGUGUUGAAUGUAUAGCGGUGAUAUUUUGAACCGCUAGUUAGAAGCAAGGAGUGAGAGUAUGACGGAGGCCCCGACUGUUCCGCCAUGACUGAUGAAUUACGAUGUAAGACUGGAGAGGAGAUGUGAAUCGUUCAAAAUUGCACUCUGUUUUAAGCGUGCAAGUAUAAGGCUAAGUUAUGCCUAACGUUGAGCGAGUAUAUGGUAUUUAUUUGUGCUUCGUAUUGCAACUAGUUAUUUCAAGGUAUUUUAUAUAUUCACAAACAUUUCGAUUUGCAUCGCCGAUCACAUUUGCUGUCGGCUGUCCGCAACAGCCUAGGCAGACCUUUCAUUUUUAUUUAUUUUUGUAUUUAUUUUUUUAUGAAUCGGAACCUUUUGUGGUUCCUGCGAUAUGUUAUGUACAUGUAUGUAUGACGUUCAUCUGUAAGUACUUUUUCGCGACAGUUUCACUUGAUAUCAUUUAUUCCAAAUCACAGUGUGUAUGGAAUUGGAUGCAUGAAUUUCAAAUGUAACUAUUGACUAUUGAGUGACACGGGAUGCGUAGUGAAGUGACUUCCUCAUUCUGCCGCGUGAAAUGCGAAAGAUCUGAUGGAAACAAAAACCGUAUGUUUAUUUGGCCACGCGCUAUUAUGAAAUGUUGCGACAGAUGUUGCAUUGUUGUCAAUAAAAUGCGACACCCACAAAACAAA